Messenger RNA from Daucus carota subsp. sativus, 3081 nucleotides. RefSeq names its product cryptochrome-1. NCBI's taxonomy places the organism in Eukaryota, Viridiplantae, Streptophyta, Magnoliopsida, Apiales, Apiaceae. Bases 330 to 2225 code for a protein of 631 amino acids. Gene Ontology annotation, cellular component: nucleus; cytoplasm. The transcript has 4 exons. Gene Ontology annotation, biological process: blue light signaling pathway; circadian regulation of gene expression; entrainment of circadian clock by photoperiod. The record is from RefSeq and is a predicted model, not a curated record. Gene Ontology annotation, molecular function: FAD binding; DNA binding; blue light photoreceptor activity.
GAGUUGUUUGUUUUUUCAGAUUUCUGCAACUUUGUCACAUGUCACACAAUCCUCCUGUCUGCUACAAAUUCGUUAUUCCAAUUAUUAUGGUUGCUACGUAGUGCUGUUUCUCUUUAUUUGUUGCUCUCUCUCUUUUGCCUUUAGAGUUUAUAUAAUUGUUUACUUGUUGAGUAUCGUCAAGUUUGCUGCAUGAAAUGAUGAUCGUGUUGAUGAUAUAAUAAGAUCUCCUCGUCGGAUCAGGAGAACUGGUAACUUAACACAAUUUAUGACGUGUUGAUGAUAUAAUAAGAUCUUUUCGUCGGGAUUAGGAGAACUGGUCACUUAACACGAUGGAUACUGAUGGCAAGACCAUUGUUUGGUUCCGGAGGGAUCUCCGGAUCGAUGACAAUCCAGCCUUAGCUGCAGCUGCUAGAGAUGGUUCUGUUCUGCCUGUUUUUAUAUGGUGUCCACAGGAAGAAGGGCAAUUCUACCCGGGAAGGGUUUCGAGGUGGUGGCUCAAGCAAUCUCUCAUACAUCUGCAGCAGUCACUUGAGUCUCUUGGGGCUAAACUUAUUUUAAUAAAAGCUCGGAGCACUUUAAAAGCUCUUCUGGAAUGCAUUAGUGCUGUUGGGGCAACAAAAAUAGCCUAUAACCAUCUUUAUGAUCCUGUUUCACUUGUUCGAGAUCACACUAUCAAACAAAAGCUUGGGGAGCUUGGUAUAUCAGUGCAAAGCUACAAUGGAGAUCUAUUGUAUGAACCAUGGGAAAUAUACGAUAAUGAAGGACAUGCCUUUACAACCUUUGAUGCAUACUGGACGAGGUGCUUAAGCAUGCAAAAAGAACCCGAUUCACAUCUUCCUCCAUGGCGAUUAGUUCCUGUUGAAGGAAUAGUAGACAAUUGCUCAAUUGAUGAUCUGGGGCUUGAAAAUGAAAUGGAAAAAGCUAGCAAUGCUUUAUUAGGAAGAGGAUGGUCUCCUGGUUGGAGCAAUGCUGAUAAGGCUCUAUCGGCAUUCGUAGAAGAAAAUCUGAUCGACUACUCAAAGGAGAGGGCAACAGUUGCAGGGAACACAACGUCGCUCUUUUCACCAUAUCUUCAUUUUGGGGAAAUGAGUGUGAGGAGAGUAUUCCAGUGUGUGCGCAUGAAGCAAUUACUGUGGGCAAAAGAAGGGAAUUGUGUUGGACAAGAAAGUGUUUCACUGUUUCUUCGGGCUAUAGGUUUUAGAGAAUAUUCUCGCUACAUUUGUUUUAACUACCCAUUUACUCAUGAAAGAUCAUUGCUGAGCAACCUAAAGUAUUUCCCCUGGAAAGCAGAUCAAGCCCAUUUUAAGGCUUGGAGACAGGGUCGUACUGGUUAUCCAUUAGUUGAUGCAGGUAUGAGAGAGCUUUGGGCAACUGGGUGGAUGCACAAUAGGAUAAGAGUGAUUGUUUCUGGGUUUUUUGUAAAGUUUUUGCUUCUACCAUGGCAAUGGGGAAUGAAAUAUUUCUGGGAUACCCUUCUGGACUCAGAUUUGGAAACUGAUAUUCUUGGCUGGCAGUACAUAUCAGGUAGCUUGCCAGAUGGACAUGAGCUUGAGCGUCUAGAUAGCCCACAGGUUCAGGGAUUUAAAUUUGAUCCAGAGGGUGAAUAUGUGAGGCAAUGGCUGCCUGAACUAGCAAGGAUGCCCUCCGAGUGGAUUCAUCAUCCUUGGGAUGCACCUCCUAGUGUACUUAGAUCUGCAGGAGUGGAAUUGGGAUUAAACUAUCCAGUGCCUAUUGUUGAUAUCGAUUUAGCAAGAGAACGCCUAACUGAGGCUUUAUUGAUCAUGAGGGAGAGAGAAGCUGUUGCAAGAGCAGAGAAAUCUGAUGGGACUGAUGAAGUUGGUGAUAACUCUGAUUGCAUUGACAAUUUAGUGAUUCCAAAGGUUGUUCUAAAGGAGAAGGCUCCUUGCUCUGCGGCCUCCUCCCACGACCAACAGGUACCUUCCAUGCAAAAUUUCAAGAAUGGCUUCUCUAGUCGCAAGAGAUUACUACCUCUUGAAGAAGAACAACAUCAACGGAACAUGCAAAUCAGUAACAGUGAAGGCGAGACUUCAAAGAUAGAUGAUGACUUGUGUUCCACAGCUGUAUCCUCUUCCGCAAAGAAACAAGCAACUUGCAGCAUGACUUCCUUUUCAGUUCCACAAUCGUGUUCAGUAUCUUCUGAUCUGAAGCAGCAAAGCCAUGUAGAAAUAGAUGCGGAGACUAGUUCAGGCAAACAGGUAGGGUAAGUGGUUUUCCAUUGUUCAUAGCUGGAGCUCAUAUUUCUUUCAGUUUCGUACUUCUGGAAUUGGCACAGUUAGGUUUCCGUAAAGAUACUAUUUUCGUCCUGUAAUGCGGAGGAUGUAAGUGGUUAUGUUUGCUCAUGCAGCAUGUUUACUCCUUUUUUUUUUCCAACUCAAUUUGGGUGUCACAUAAACAGCUUCAUACUUAACACUGUUCUAUAUGAUUUUAAUCUAUCGUUGAAAGUGCAUUCUGUCGCACUGCGUCCUGAAGAAAAUCCAGAGGAAGUGAAGCUGUUGGGAUUCUGGGUGAGCCCAACCGUUGCUCGGGUAGAGUGGGCUCUUCAGCUCAAGGGAAUAGCUCAGUAGCAUACUCCCUCCGUCCCUUUUUAUAUGUCCACUUUGAAAAAAAAAAUUGUCCCAAAUUACUUGUCCACUUCUCUUUUCAAAGCAACUUUUUGUAUGUUUUUUCAAAAAGUAACAACUUUCAAUGUUUGACUAACAUAUAUAUACACACAACUCUAUCUAAUUCAUUACAUUUAUUAGGGAUAUGUAUGAAAACAAGAUAUCCAACUAACAUUUUCUUAAGAUGCGUUUUUUUUCCAAAAGGGACAAGUAAAAAGGGACGGAGGGAGUACUAUUUAUUUCAUAUGCUCUUGUUCUUAUUAUCAGCUAGUUGUGUUAGGAAAGUGUGUAUCUUUAGCUAGGUUGGUACCAAUAAAAUCAGGUGGUAAAUUUAGUUUUUAGUGUUAAAAGAGUGCAAAUUUUUCAGCAAAGAAGAUAAGUAGAGAUGGGAACUAUUCAUUCCUAAAUUGAUGAGGGCUGUAGUUCAAAUUUGUUUGAAUUCAACGUAGGAUUUGAUGAA